This is a messenger RNA of Drosophila eugracilis, 5070 nucleotides long. It is a transcript of the gene Girdin, whose product is annotated as girdin. The record is from RefSeq and is a predicted model, not a curated record. Gene Ontology annotation, biological process: cytoplasmic microtubule organization; cytoskeleton-dependent intracellular transport. Bases 375 to 4520 code for a protein of 1381 amino acids. Gene Ontology annotation, cellular component: centrosome; cytoplasm. NCBI's taxonomy places the organism in Eukaryota, Metazoa, Arthropoda, Insecta, Diptera, Drosophilidae. Gene Ontology annotation, molecular function: dynein light intermediate chain binding; microtubule binding. The transcript has 9 exons.
CAAAUUAUGCUUUUUUCCAACAGUCCAGUCUUCCCGAAAAAGAUUUUCGCUAUUUUUGUAGAUCCGCCUUGUAGUUUUUCUUGUUGACUUGUUAAUUAAACCCAAUACGAUCCCAAAGUGCUGUUAAGCAAACCUUGUAAAGUUACAACUGUGAUCUAAAUGUGUUUGUGCUUCCUGUGACUUAAAAUGCUACAUCCUUGGCAUGAUUUUUGGGGGGCUGUUGCGGGACAUUUAUUGGGAAAAUAAAGACUAUCACAUAGAAUCGCAGUUUGGAAAAGCCGCAGCUGUUCCAUUGUGACAGGUGCAGCGGCACACACACACAAUUACAUAUACCUGCAUUUUCCUAUUCUACCCGUCCAAUAACAAAAACAACAAUGGCUGGCACGACGACCGCGACGCCAAUGGAAAUUGACGAAUUCAUAAAUGGAGCACUCGUUUCUUGGCUGGAAUCAUGUCUGCCACGUGCCGAACUGCUCGCGGGAUACACUUCCCUGCUAGAUGGCCACAUAAUUCACAGUGUCUGGUUGCAGAUUGAUCCGGAACCCCAAAAUAAUCCUAGCGAGCUUAACGAUCUAAACGGGAAAUCCCUCAGCAUUGCCAGGGCAAAAAACUUUGAGUGCAUCGUAAGGAAUCUUAAGUCCCUCUUUGAGGAAGAACUAGGUCAGACAAUAUUAGUUUUACCUGAUGCCUUCACCCUGGGUCAUCAUCCGGAAAGCAGAAAUGGCCUGGAUCAGAUGAAAACCUUGCUGACCCUGCUUCUCGGAGCAGCUGUACAAUGCCCAAACAAGGAGCUGUUUAUAGCACGAAUCAAGGAACUCGAUCUGGAGACACAACACGCUAUUGUGGCACUGAUCAAACAGGUCACCGACAGUCAUAGUUUGGUGCUUACGGAAGAUUCUUUAGAGCGGCUGACCCCGCAGAGUAUGUACACGCACAUCCUGCGCCUCACCAAGGAAAGGGACCUCAUGUAUCUGAAGUGGAUCGACUUAGCGUGCGUGGAGACCGAAAUGACAGUCAGUGACAAUCUGGUCGAGUGUGGCCCAGGGGUCAGCGUUCCACGUUCUCCUUCGAAUGGAACUGCCACCUCAACGCCUUCAUCAUCUUCUAACUCUGAGAGCAAUCACCUUGCUGUGGAGUGCGCGGAUCUUCGUUCAAAAAACCGAAAAUUGCGUCAAGAACUCGAGGAAAAGUCCGAGAAUCUUUUAGAACUACGUGAGGAGCUAGAUGACAAAAAGGCUCGCUUUGACAAGCUGCGGCAGGAGAGCCAAGAAUGGUUCACGGAGGCAAAGCGGGCAUCAGCAUACCGCGACGAAGUGGACAUCCUCAGAGAACGAGCCGAAAGAGCCGAUCGAUUGGAGGUUGAGGUUCAAAAGUAUCGCGAAAAGCUCGGGGACUCUGACUUCUACAAAUCCCGCGUUGAGGAACUGCGAGAGGAUAACCGUGUUCUGCUGGAAUCAAAGGAAAUGCUGGAAGAGCAGUUACAGCGAUACCGCAAAAGGUCAGAGCACGCCAUUUCCCUGGAGUCUGAGAUCAUCAAAUACAAACAAAAACUCAACGACAUGGCACUCGAACGGGACGUAGAUCGCUCUAAGCUAGAAGAGUUGCUUGAGGAGAAUGCACAACUCCAACUAGUAGCUAGAAAUCUUAACUCCACGAUGGAUAUGGAUAAAUCUUUUUCCGAAAACGAAGACGAUUGCAAUUCGGGCGACAAUAGUCUGUCUGAACAGCUAACCAACAAUGCCCAAACCCGUGCUCUCAAGUUGGAACUGGAGAAUCGUCGCUUGACUGCUGCCCUCGAGCAAUUAAAAGAGAGCAGCUUCCAUGAGUCCACUAGCAAAAUGCUAGAACUAGAGAAGGAGAAAAAGAAGCUUUCUUUAAAAGCCGAACAAAUGCAGGAAAAUAUCCAGCGUCUUACUCAGCAGAAUGUCGAACUGGAAGGCGUUUUUAAAAAUGCCUUGGAGGAGAACAAAAAGCUGCAGGACGCCGUGGAUAGUCGUCAAAAAAGUUACGAUCGUCAGAGCCUGGAGCGCGAUGCUGACCGUCAGAAACUUUCUGAUGCCGAGCAACAUGUUGAAACCCUAAACAAGGAGAAGCAACGUAUCCAAACGCUGAACGAAAGUAUCCAACGAAGGGCCGACGACCUUGAACGUCUGGCGGAGAGCAAGGCUAAGGAACUAGAGCAAUUCUUAGAAAAAUCAAAGCAGUACGAGCAGACAAAACAAAAACUGUAUGAGAUCGAAGCGAAGGUCUCAACAUUUGAGCGAGAGAAUGCCAGUCUGCUUAAAGAAGUGUCCAAGCUAAAGGAGGGCAGCGAGCAAAAGUCUGUGCAGCUAGACGAGAGUAUUACCCGUUUGGAUGUACAGAGCAAAGAACUUCAAAGACUCGGAAAGGCCCUUGAAGAUUCGGAUCAGAUGCAUCAGAAGCUUGUGGAACUAGAAAAACAAAACCAAGAGCUGGCUUCGCAGCGCAUCAUUGAUCAAGAGAUGAUAAGCACACUUCGUAACGACCUGGUCACUGGUACCCUUGUAACAAAGAAAGUGAGGCACAACUUGGAAAAGCUGGGAUUAGCCGAUGAAGAACCGGGUGAGCUAAAUGUGGAACAUGUGGUGGAGAAACUGGUGCGUAAUCCGGAGACUUUCAAAACGGUACGUGAGAUCAUGCUGAACGUGACCCGUGAGCAGCAGGAAGAGGAAGAGCAGGAGGGUGGCGUAAAAUCGGACAUGUGUGUCCUGUGCCACCGUCAAGAGAUCUUCACGGUGGAAAAGAACAUUGAACUCGCGGCUGCUCCAGUUCCACCACCAACGCAACCUUCUUCCCAGGAACUUCGUUUUGAGCACAAGUUGCGAAUGAGUCCGGCCCGAGAAUCAGCAGAGUUGACUCGUAUUAAGGAUUCCAACACACAGCUUCAGACAGAGAAUGCCCGCCUUAGUGUGGACGUGGCUGCCUUGGGUUCGCAAAUAACCUCCUUGAACACCCAGCAUGUAGCCCUUCAGCUGGCUAAUUCCCAGCUGGCUGCUGAAAAAGACACGUUGCUUAAGGAGAUUGAUUCACUGCAACAGGAGCAUAAGAAUGCACUUCAGGAUCAGGUGACGCUGCAGUGUUUACAUGAUCAGCUCUCCGCAGAGUACGAGUCGCUUAACAAGGACAAAGAGCAGCUGAAAGCAGCAGUGCGAGAUUUGCGACAGGAACUGCGCGACACUCGUGAACAGCAGUUGGCCCUGGAGCAGCGCAUCGAGGAGUUGACAAUUCAGAACAGCAACAUGAAGACCUGCAGCGAAGAUCUGUCAAUCCUUCGCACCGAGCACUCCAAGCUUACAGACGACUUCCGCAAUCUCUUCGCCACCAGCGACCGCUUCAAAAACGAGUACAAAAACAUCCAGGAGCAGUACAAGAUGGUACGCAUGGAGCACUCCAGUCUCAAGCUACAAAACACUGAGCUUUCCGGUGAGCUAAAUACCAAGAGCGAUCAAGUGCGUCACCUGCAAGUGGAAUACAGCAAAGUUCAACAGCGUUGUGAGAUGUUAAUUCAAAACAAUGCUGAGCUGGACUCAGAACGCAAGGCCCUGAUGGACAAUGUGUCGCAAUUGCUCUCCCAGUAUCAGGAACUUUUGGCAAUAUCCCUGGAAGACAAGAAGCAUUUCCAUGAAGAGGAGAAGAACUACACUGAACGAGUGCACAGUCUAAAAAGGCAGAAGGAGAAACUAGAAGAGAAAAUUAUGGAGCACUACAAAAAGUCGGAGACCACAGUGCAUAAGAAAAAACCAUUUGCGAGUAUGCUUGUUAGAAGAGUAAAGAAGGCUAGUUCGGAUCUAAUGAAUAAAGUGCCCAGUCGAAACCGUCGCUCCUGGGUGGAUGAUGCCCGUACAAAUUCUCAAUUUGUGAUCGGUUCCGAAUCAGGCGGAAAUGAGUCAGAUAAUAGCAAUGAAGAGCCACUGUCUAUUGCCUCAGAUACACAUCUGCUUCAGAGGAACGUUCCACUUCGGCAGAGUCUGCAGCGGGAUAUGCUGGAUAACUCCAUCCAACGCGGCAGCGCCGUACGCAGUAGCCUCCAGGCUCAGAAACGUACGGAUUUGAAUAACUCACGUAGAAAUAGCGUGCACGGCAGUCUUGAAGCGCCAGACGUGACGGGCAGCAGUCUAACACUCGGAACAGCCGGCUCUCGACGCACCGUUUAUCUUAUCGAUGAGCACCAAAAGCUUCCGGAUGGCUCCAGUCCCAACUCAGCUCAGCCGCAGUCAGGUGGAAGCAGCGGUUCUGGCAAUGCCUCAACUACCACGUCCGCAGAACCUCAAACGCCUCAGAAGAGCACUGAAAACAGUACCCCAGUGGGUCCAGCCACCUUUCUCAUGUACAACCGGAUAAACACCACGAUCGGAGGAACCUCGAAUAGCGGAGAUCAAUCACCACUGCUGCAGGCCAGCGGCAGCGUCUCCGGGACGCCCUUGCAAGAUGACAAGUCGGCGAGGAAGCGGACCGAAGAUAAAAGCAAUAGCAUCUGGUAUGAAUACGGUUGCGUCUAGAGAUACAAUCAAACAGUAUACGUCCUCCACAUGAACUUGAAUAUAAUGCAUUUGCUGACGAAGUAUUAUUUCGUUUUAGAAAUUAACGAAUUUAUUUUUUAAACGCAUUAGAACAUCGAUGUUGCCUUAAGCUAGUUACUGAUGUAAAUGUAAAGUGCUGCUUAAACCGCUAUGAUUUGCCUUAAGACAUGAUUUACAAUAAGAAUAUGUACUAUACUAUAGUUUGUACCUAUUUAUGCAAUUUAAAAAAUCAAGAAGACUACGCUACAAAUAAGCGAACUCAUAAAUAUCCAGUAUACACCCCUAUAUACACGAAACUAUAAAAAAAAUAUGUUACAAAUUAGCAAUACCAAUGCCUCAAUGUUACGUCCUAAGCGAAAGGCUUUCUUUUUCGUUGGUAAGACAAGAUGUAUAUUUAAAUCCGUUUAUUUGGUGUUUUGUAAACUUGACUCGAAUCUAUGAAUUCCUAUAUAUGUUGAAAACCACAAUCGUACUCUGCUAUCAGCUAACAAACGCGCCUUCAAUUUGUGAAUAUAUUUUUUAUAAAUUA